CCGGGCGGGGGAAGCUGCGCCGCGCCGCGCCGCCUCCUCCCCUCAGCAGCCCGAGCGGCGGGAUGGCUCGGGCCGGGACUGCGGCAGGUGGCGGGGAUGGUCCGGGCUGAGAUCCGGCGAGAGGCAGAAAAUGCAGUUGACCACUGGAAGGAAGUAUGUGAAGUUUAUUUCUAAAGAAGAUGCUGUCUGGAGGACCAAAUAAAUUUCUGUGGACCAUUGGAGCUGAAAGAUUAAUUACAUGACAUUAUUUUUGUCUCUUCACUGUGCGGUUCAGUACUAAGUCAAUGUUGCUUUAUGUUAAGACCAAACAGUAGUCUCCUGACAUCAACAUGUCGUCUGUAACAAACACUCAGACUCUGGUGGACUUUGAUCCUCCUGUCCUUGAGGAAAAGUCAAAGGGGAAAUCAUUAUUUCAGUUGGACCCCCUCUUUGCUAACAGGAGUGAGAAAUUUGUAAUUGCCAGGAGUGACAGUGUACCAGAAGAAAAUGUACUGAAAAUAACCAUCACCGAGACUACAGUCAUUGAGUCGGACUUGGGCAUCUGGAAUUCUCAUGCUCUGAUCUACCUCACGUUGUGGUUUUUCUUCAGCUUUUGUACCCUUUUUCUUAACAAAUACAUUCUUUCACUGCUGGAAGGAGAGCCCAGCAUGCUAGGUGCUGUUCAGAUGCUUUCAACCACUUUCAUUGGCUGCAUAAAAAUGUUUGUUCCAUGUUGUUUGUACCAGCACAAAACACGUAUCUCUUACCCUCCCAAUUUCAUCAUGACAAUGCUGUUUGUUGGACUGAUGAGGUUUGCAACAGUGGUUUUAGGUCUAGUAAGCUUGAAAAAUGUGGCUGUUUCAUUUGCUGAAACAGUUAAAAGCUCUGCACCUAUUUUUACUGUCAUUAUGUCCCGGAUGAUUUUAGGGGAAUACACUGGAUUGCUGGUGAAUCUGUCUCUCAUUCCUGUCAUGGGAGGAUUAGCUCUAUGUACAGCCACUGAAAUCAGCUUCAACAUUCUGGGUUUUUCGGCAGCUUUGUCUACUAACAUCAUGGACUGUUUGCAAAAUGUUUUUUCCAAAAAGCUGCUCAGUGGAGACAAAUAUAGGUUUUCUGCUCCAGAACUUCAGUUUUACACAAGUGCUGCUGCAGUUAUUAUGCUCAUUCCAGCUUGGAUAUUUUUCAUGGAUGUGCCAGUGAUUGGGAAAAGUGGAAGGCGUUUCAGUUACAACCAAGAUGUCAUUGUACUGCUCCUAAUAGAUGGAGUCUUGUUCCAUUUGCAGAGUGUUACAGCAUAUGCCUUGAUGGGAAAGAUUUCUCCUGUAACUUUCAGUGUUGCUAGUACUGUGAAGCAUGCGUUGUCAAUCUGGCUAAGUAUUAUUGUGUUUGGUAACAAAAUUACAAGCCUCUCAGCCAUUGGGACAGUUCUAGUAACAAUUGGCGUUUUGCUAUAUAACAAGGCAAAGCAACAUCAGCAAGAAACAAUACAAAGCCUGGCAGUGGCAGCCUCACAACCCUCACAGAGCACAACUGAAGAUACCAAGCCACUAAUAUCCAAGGAUUUAAAGCCAUAUGAUUGAUACGGCUCUUAAUUCUUCCAUCACAACCUGACACAACUCAGAGGAUCUCUGUCUUAAAUGGACGCUACCCCAGCUGUUGACAAUGCUUGGUUUCUUUGAAUUCACAACAGGUGAAAGAAUGGACUUUGCUGCAGAGAGGAAAAAAAGGAGAAGAUCCUAUAAGCCCUGGUUUACUUGAAACUGACAUGUAGAACCGAAGACCAAGAGUAAUCCAACGUGGUAAACAUUGGCUUCAUACUCCUUCCUUGACUCUGCAAAUAAAUAACAAGACUAUAUUGGAGAUAAAACUUCAGUGUCAGAUGGAAAAAUAACUUGUACCCCAGCCCCACUAAAGUAAUGUGAUAACAUGACCCAUCCCUGUUUUCUGCAUGCUUGCAGUAGGAUGAAACUAGUGGAUAGGAAAAAAAUGUCUAGUUGCCACUCUUUUUAAACAUCCUAGACUGUGUGUGUGCAUGGUGAGGAUCUGGAAGAAAGCAUUUUGAAAGACUAAAUCAGUCAUUUUCGUUUACACAGCUGUUAGUGUAAACUAUGAAUAUGGGCAGCUACUCUUGAGUAUAAAGCCAGCAAAGAGAAUUUGUGCUUUCCUUUGAAAUUCUCUAACAACUGGAGCAUUGCAGUUUGCCUGGGUACCGACCACAUUUGUGUGUCUACAAACUGAAACACACACACACCUGCCUAUAUACUAGGAGUCAAAACAAAUAAGUAUAGUUGCUAUCAGGCAAAAACCACUGGAAAUUUUCAGAAAUAAAUGAGGCAUCAGCAUUUCCAUAGUAAGUACUGUCUUAAUUUUAGAAAUAUAAAAGUUUCCUUUGCAUUGUAAUUUAUCAUAAAAUAUUUUUAAGGCAAGAGGGGAAUAAGUUUGAUUUUUCUUUUUUUAAUUUAUAGGAGAGCAGUUAAAAACAAUAGACUUCUUGAAACUCGGGGUUACAACUCUGUCUUUAGCUUUUGUGCUCAAGUAUUUUAGUAUGUCCUGUUACAGUGAUAAGAAGUCAGAGUGGAUAGAGUUUAAGGGUAGAGUUUUAACCUUAAACUGAGAAUAUUCUGACAUCUGUUUUUUUUUUUUAUUUUGCAUGAUAUAGUAUUUAAAAAAAAUCAAUGCUUUGAGAGAAAGAAGGUAGAAAGCUUCAGCUUCAUUUUGAUUAUUUCACUUUUAAAAAAUGCUAAAUCUUUCUUCAUUGUUGUCAAGAUUACAGCAUAGGCCUCUCCCUCCAUAGGGCAGCUACAGUCAUUAAUCAAGAUUUAGAAAUUUCCUACAAUAACUGGUGUAGUCCUGGUUUUACCUAAUGUUAGUGAAACCCAAAUCAUUGUCAUGAAGCACAGUGUAUCAUGCCAUAGGGCAUGUCCUAACUUUUAUCAGACAAAAAUAUAGCAACUUGCUCUGUAUACAGUCAGAUUUAUCUCUCAAACAAUGUGGAAAAAAAUAGAAUCCUACUAAAGAUGUAGUUACUAGGUAGGUACUGUCUUAAAAAAGUAAGACUUUUAAAAGUAAAAUUAACAUGUCUUAUAUGAAUUUUACAAGUGAUGGAUUUGCUCAAUCAUAUAGGGCUUUUAAUAUAAAAGAAAUUGCCCUUUCAACUGCUCACAAUAAGUUAUUUUCUCCAGUAAACCAAACCAUUAAACUACAAGUAACAAACCCCUAUAAGAUGCAAUCUGGGGAUCAUGAAGUGUUUGGGCUGUGAAAAAUUGGGAACAAAAAACAAAGCUAAGGUAUUAUUCUCAAAGUGUUAAUCCUUUUUUGCCGCCUACACACUAAUGUUUGCACUAGCUUUAUGUCUGCCCAUCUGGAGAGUGGUCUGUGCUGUAAGGUCAGGGAUAUUGGGUCCACACCCAAACAAAGCUAUUCAUUGUUUAAAAAUCCAGUAGUUAAUGUAGAGUGGACGUGCUGCAAUAUAAAACUGUUUCCUUUUAGCUGUUAGAUAUAACUUGCAAUUGUAGUUGUCUCUUUAGACCUGUUUACUUAUUUGGGCAAAUCUGCUGCAUGUCUAGAUCCCUUUAGGGAAAUAAAAAAUUAAGCUUAGAGUUCUGUUUGACAACAUGCUAGCUUCAGAAGAGUCUGUCUAUAUGAAAGAACCUACCAUCUAUCCCAUAAUAAGUUGAGCAUAGUCAGUAGAAUUUAUUGGACGCAUUCUGCACAUAGCCAAUUGGCAUAUGUUUCCAGCCUGGCACUAUAUUUUUCUCAUCUACACAAGGGAUAAACAGAUCUGUAGCUCCAUUUGCCUUGUGACAGCUCAACAUCUAGCCAAAUAAACUAUGUGAAUCAGCCAAAUUUCUGAUGAAUGUCAUCUAGAUGCAAAGCCCUAGGUAAAGCUGUGCACUAUGUGAGAUCUAGCUCAUUUUUAAGCUCUGCCUUCCAAUAGUUGACUUAGCAUUCUGCCAAGAAUUUACGGUUGCAAUUUCACUGAGAUUUUCAAAGACCAGUAUCCCUUCUUGGCUUACAUAAAGGUAGUUAAUUGUCAAUAAUUGUGCACGGAAUCAAUAUUUUAACUGUCUAGCAUAUUUUUUAUAGAAAGUACACAUCUUCCAUAAACUGCCAUUUUAAGAUGUUAUAUAAGUGGCUUAAUGAAAGCAUUGAUUUUUUUUUUUUUUUUUUUUUAGCUUGUCCUGAUGUAAGUUA
Messenger RNA from Trachemys scripta elegans, 4173 nucleotides. Its product is annotated as solute carrier family 35 member E2A-like. Gene Ontology annotation, cellular component: Golgi apparatus. The transcript is spliced from 9 exons. The record is from RefSeq and is a predicted model, not a curated record. Bases 330 to 1559 code for a protein of 409 amino acids. Gene Ontology annotation, molecular function: antiporter activity. Lineage: Eukaryota; Metazoa; Chordata; Testudines; Emydidae.